This is a messenger RNA of Tarenaya hassleriana, 749 nucleotides long. RefSeq lists its product as uncharacterized. The transcript has a single exon. The record is from RefSeq and is a predicted model, not a curated record. Bases 186 to 692 code for a protein of 168 amino acids. Lineage: Eukaryota; Viridiplantae; Streptophyta; Magnoliopsida; Brassicales; Cleomaceae.
UCGUCAACAUUCCUAGUCACCUUAUUCCCUCUCGCCCCCCACGAAGACUCGGACGAAGCAAAGAAUCGCUCAAAAAAACGCAGAGAAAAGAAGAAAAUUUCAGAUUUAAAUGGUUUCACUCUGCAUAAAAUUCGACGGAGAACCCUAGAGAGAGAGAGAGAGAGAGAGAGAGGAAGAUCAAAUCAAUGGCGUCUCUGCAGAAAUUCAAGGUCCUCGCUACUCGCUGCGGCACCGUCGCCGAGAGCCCGACUCGGAGCCCGGUGAUCCACCUCCGCCGCAGGAAAACGCUGCGUAUGCUACUCACCCGAUCGUCCGAUCGCCGGCAAUUUUCCCAUCGCAAUGACUCGCCGGAGUUUAAGGGAGCGACAACGGCGGCAGGAGAUUCGACGGAUAGCGGCGGCGGCGGCGGUGGAGGGAAGAGGGAAAAGAUCCGAUCUCGCCGGAAACUGAAGGAGCUAUUCGUGUCAUCGCCGCCGUUUGAGGGGAGAGGAAGCGGCGGCGGCGGAACUUCGGAGGAGACGGAAGGGCUUUUACCGGUUAACGGCGACAGAGACGGAGGCGGCGGAGAUGUCGGCUUGGCGGCUCGGCGUGCCGGCUUAAGGGGCUCGCUGAGGCCGGUAUCUGCUACGUUACGGUAUAGGUUACUUCGUAGAGCUUGGCGUCCCGUGCUUGUCACUAUUCCUGAACAGUAAAUAAAUUCACAAAUAUUUUUAAAAAAGUAACAUCAAUUAGUCGAUCUUAUUUAUUUA